Messenger RNA from Cercopithifilaria johnstoni, 2040 nucleotides. Lineage: Eukaryota; Metazoa; Nematoda; Chromadorea; Rhabditida; Onchocercidae. The record is from the annotation of a GenBank genome assembly.
AUGAAGGAGGAUUGCGACAUUAUUGAUAUCAGCGACGACAUUGGGUUGGACGAUAUAUCAAUUCGAAAAGCUCUCGAAUCGGGUACUGAUUUACGACAAUAUUCAGCGGAAUUGCAAGAACAGCUUCGAUCAGCUCAUUUACUUGCCGUGAAAGAUUGUAUCGAUCAAGCAGAGAAACUUGCUGAAUUACAUGAAGAAAUCACCGCAUGUGACGAUGCAUUUGCGCAACUGGAAGGGAUGCUUCGAAGUUUUCAAUCAGAACUGGGCACAAUUAGUUCAGACAUGAAAAGACUGCAACAGCAGUCAGUCGAUAUUAGUCAACAAUUGCAAAAUCGACAAAAAAUUCGAGGAGAAUUGAGCCAAUUUGUUGAUGACAUGGUUGUAUCUCAGAAUAUGAUACAAAUAAUCGUUGAGCGAGACGUUGGCGAACGUGAAUUUCUUGAGCAGCUCCACGAACUUCAACAUAAACUGCAAUUCCUCAAAACGCAAGAAUUCCAUGACGCAAAAGCUACUUCUGAUGUGCAUGACGUUAUUGAGAAUUUGAAAUACAAGGCAAUGGCUAAGGUAAGAGAAUGGCUGCUUUUAAAGAUUUCAUCUUUCAAGAAACCACUAACAAAUUAUCAAAUUCCACAAGGAGCACUUCUUAAAAAUCGGUUCUUUUACGAAUUUUUGCUGGCAAAUGACAGACAUUUGGCUCGAGAAGUUCGGGAUGAAUACGUUAAUGUUAUCAGUAAAAUGUUUUUCACUUACUUUAAAACAUACGCGUCCAGAUUGUUCCGCUUAUUGCUGGAUGAUGUAGCCACCAAAGAUGAUCUUUUGGGCGCAGAGAAUACGAUGAAGGCAACUAGUAUUUUCAGUUUAAAAUCUCAAGUGCGGAAUCGAGCAACCGUUUUUUCUCUGGGUAAUCGAGAUAGCUUGUUAUCAUCUGAUUUAAUGUCUCCACUUAUUGUACCGCAUGCAGCGCAACAAUUAAAUGAACGGUUUCAAUUUGAGAAUUUAUUUCGAAGUUUGCAAUUUGCACUAGUGGAUCAUUCCUCACGCGAAUAUUUGUUUAUAUCGGACUUUUUCAUGAUCAGUGGACAAACUUCAUUUGAGGUUUUCAGCGAAAUUAUGAUGCGUACAAUAACUACCUUAUUGAAAUCAUGCGAAGAGCAUAUAUCUUCUAAUUAUGAUGCUAUAUCACUAUAUAUAUGCAUUGGUCUAUGUUCAAAAUACAAAGAAUUAAUGAUUGAAAGGGGAGUUCCAGCUUUGGAGAGUUAUUGGGAGACGUUAAACUGUGCGUUGUGGCAUCGUUUUGAUGUUGUUAUGGGGUUGCAUAAUUCAAGCUUACGUGAUCUUGACGUACAUAAAAUGCAACUGCAACCAGAUACUCAUCCACACUAUAUUAUAAGACGUUAUGCGGAAUUCACUUGUGCAUUAUUGGUCUGCAGUCAGACGUUGAUACACCAGAUUGAUCCAAAAUUGCAGCUUUAUUUGAGUAAGCAGCAAGUCGAGAUCGAAAAUUUUCUAACGCGCAUUGCAGAACAACUAACUCCUCGCUUACAGCGACUAGUUUGUCUCAUCAAUAACUAUGAUUUGAUCCUCAGUGUUCUUGAGGAACGGGUGACAUUUGAUUCGAAAGAAAAAUCAUCAGUCUGGGAAUUGAAACAGAAUCGUAUCAAUGAAUAUGUUGAAUUGGUACUUCGACCCCAUUUUGGUGAUCUAAUGUCAUUUGUCAAUGAAUGUGAACCACUGAUUGAACAGGGACACAAGCAGCUUUUAAUUCGUUAUUCGGACAAUGUAACAAAAAUUGUGCGCAAUUUUUGCGCUAAUUGGAAAAAAUCGAUAGACGCUGUAAACCACGAAAUUGUUCGUUCAUUUGCAAAUUUCAAAAAUGGUACUAACAUUUUGCAGGUAACAUUCACACAAAUAGUUCAAUAUUACCAUCGAUUUAGCAAGGUAUUAUCACAUGAGGUAUUUGCAGAAAAUACUGUCCUAAAGGAGCUAGUCAAUAUUCAUCAUAUUAUGGUAGAAAUAAAGAAGUAUAAACCAGUGUACUAA